AUGGCAGUUAAAGUAAAAAUCGGUUCUUCAUUUUCCUGUGUUUCCACCUCUCUUUGUUCACCUUUUCAAAGUAAAGCGGCUCCAAAGUUGAUAUCAAGGCUAGGAUUGUUUAAGAGCCAGCAAUACAAUGCAGACCAGUUAAGAAAUGCUAAAGUUGUUAAAUCAUGCCAGCUCAUAGAUGGAAAGCUAGCAAUGAAACAAAGGUUGUCAAAUAGGCGAUGUAUUCUCUUUGCUACAACUGACGAUCAGCUAUCAUUCAGUGAGCUAGAACCAGAUGAUUUCGAGCAGGAAAUUCAAGUCCCUCCUGCUGAAGAUGCCUCCCCAACAAACAGUUCAUACUUCCAUACUGAAGGAUCUGAAGGAAAACCAGGCUUCAUUUCAUUUUAUAAUUGUCCUCGCCAAAGAGAAAACAAAAUCUUGGCGUCUACCACUGGGAAAAAUCACAAUAGUCUACUGUGGUUCAUCGGUCCCACUGUCCUUGUAGCCUCUUUCAUAUUUCCUUCACUUUAUUUGCGCAAGAUACUCUCCACUAUAUUUGAGGACUCUCUAUUAACGGACUUUCUAAUAUUAUUCUUCACGGAGGCACUCUUUUACUGUGGAGUUGCUGUGUUUCUUCUCCUAAUAGACCAUUUGUGGAGACCUAUUACGCCUGUAUCUGCAGCUAAUAACAUGAACCUUACACCGCAUUUGGGACACAGAAUCUCUUCUGUUGCUGUCUUGGUUCUUAGUCUUACAAUUCCAAUGGUGACUAUGGGUUUUGUUUGGCCGUGGACUGGCCCUGCAGCUUCGGCUACUCUAGCUCCCUACCUUGUUGGUCUUGUUGUCCAGUUUGCAUUCGAGCAGUAUGCAAGACAUAUUAUGUCUCCUUCAGGGCCUGCCAUUCCCAUUAUCUUUCAGGUUUAUAGAUUACACCAGCUAAAUAGGGCUGCACAACUGGUGACAGCUCUCUCUUUCACGGUGAGAGGAGCUGAGAUGACGUCACACAACCUGGCAAUAAACGGCUCAUUAAGUACGCUUCUGAAUGUCCUCCAGUUUCUUGGCGUCAUUUGUAUUUGGUCACUUGCAAGUUUUAUCAUGAGAUAUUUCCCAUCUGCCACCUCACCAGAACGGCGAGAUGUUGACUUCUCUUGUUUCUUGGUGGUGCAUGGUGAAUGGCGGCAAGUGGUCAUGCUAGCGUAUGUUGGCGGUGAAUGGUAG
This is a messenger RNA of Fraxinus pennsylvanica, 1197 nucleotides long. Lineage: Eukaryota; Viridiplantae; Streptophyta; Magnoliopsida; Lamiales; Oleaceae. The record is from the annotation of a GenBank genome assembly.